This is a messenger RNA of Schizophyllum commune H4-8, 2169 nucleotides long. RefSeq lists its product as uncharacterized. The record is from RefSeq and is a predicted model, not a curated record. NCBI's taxonomy places the organism in Eukaryota, Fungi, Basidiomycota, Agaricomycetes, Agaricales, Schizophyllaceae. Bases 309 to 1814 code for a protein of 501 amino acids. The transcript is spliced from 3 exons.
GCACAACGAACAAGACCAAGCGCCCGCGCCCGAAAGGGCUAUGGGUGUCGCAGGUCACACAGUCACAUCGCCCGGCUCGUCACAGAACGCCGAGCCCAGCUCUGUCCGCCAUCAUCCCGCUCAGCGGGUUGCACAGCGAGUGCUGCAGCGACCACGAGGAAGAGCUAGCGGAUUCCCCACCCUCGACCCCAUCUAAGCGGGCCCGUUAUUCAACCGAAUCGAGUGAGGAAACGGCCAGUUCUGGUCACUGCGGUGGUGCAGCACAUCACCCUCCCCGAGUAAGCGGCUGGACGAAGCGAACGAAGGUCAUGGACACAACAACAACGGCAAGGAGGGGAUCCCAAACAGGUCUCAAGAGCACCUGCGAUUUUGAGGACUGGGAGGAUUUGAAGGACCUGUUCCAGAAGGCAGCCGAGCAGUACGAGAGCGACGAUACGUCCGAGGCUCUCGCCCUCCUCCGUGGAGUCAUACACGAGUGUCACCGAUUCCUGCUGCACUAUCAAGAUCCCUCUGUCCUGUUCUCCGCACCAUCCCCGCGCGAAGAGUCCGAGACUCCCCCAGAUCUCUCACCCUCUGAGGAGAAGCUGCGCAGCGAAUGGAGCUUUGAGAACAUUCAGAGCGACAGCAUCAGCCACAAGAGCUGCCAUCACCAUCGACACGUAUCCCAGCCUCAGCCGCCCUUGGCCCGCAGGAAAUGCAAAUGCCGUGAACUCCCUACCGCCUUCCAUGCCAUCCUUGGCUCCACCCUCUUCCUCUUCGGUAACCUCAUCGCUCAAGAUCCCAAUGUCGCCCUGGAAGGCGAACCAAAUACACCAAUACCCUACUGGCUAGCCGCGCUCGACGUCUUCGAGACCGGCGAGAACCUCCCCAAGCGUACAGACGGUCGAAGUACGUGCGAUGCUCCUGAAGACUGGCGGAUGGCUAUCGUCUGGGGCCGUACGCUGGUUUGCAUUGCAGAGGAGGCUAUCGAACGCUCGAAAGACACCCCUGCCUUCACCGCGGAGGAGCCUGCGUGGCCAAAAGAGUCUCCCUUCUCAGUCAUCGCCGCCCGCCGUCCUCCCAUCACCCUACGCAUGUCGCUUGCGGGCGCGACAGCCAACGACCUAAUGAUCCUCGCCAUGGACCAGUUUUCUCGUGGGAUCUUCCACAUGCCGCACCCUCUUCAUGCAACUCAUGCGCAACCCCCACCCGACGGCGCCGAGGACAUGUCGACUGCACCGCCCACGUCUGCGACCGCGACGGACAAUUUUUCGCGCGCGAAGGAGUUGUACACUGUAGCACACGAGGUCCUGCUGCUCGCCGAAAAGCUUACGGUGCCUCGGGAACGUCAGUACUGGGCUUCGUGGGCAGACUCGGUCUUUGAGCAGAUGCGUAUGGAGGCCGACAUGGACAACUGGCGCGGGCCAAUAACGCGCAUGCGCGGCAAGUGCUGGCUCACGUACGGGUCCGCGCGCCUGGACGAGAUUGAGGCGCGGCUACAGGAGGCGCACAGCGAUGCGGAGUCUGACGCCGUCCUGGCGAGCGAGAGUGCCGUCGAGGCACGGCACGCACUCGAGAAAGCCAUGGAGUUUUUCGAGCGAGCGCUCGAGUUGUCGAGCCGGCCAGACGCCGACAUGGACCUCGACCCCACGACGCAGGAGCGGGACGCGCUCUCGGAGACGAAGGACCUGCUGCUAGAAGCCGUCCUUCCGCUGCUCGACCUCACGCCGGAAAAGUCGAAGCGCGACGAGCUGUACGCACGCGCUGUGCGCGUCGGUGGGGAGGACGUCGUCAGGUUGCUGCAGGGUGACCCGAUGGAUGAGGACGAGGAUUGAGUGCUGUGCCCCGUGCUCUCGCUUUCGUGUGCUGCUUACCAUUAUCAUCUUGGCUUUCACUUGCAUCAUAUCUGCUCUCGAUACUCAUUACUCAUCGCAUCUAUAUCAUUCAUGUAUUAGACUUCGUAUACCGCUGUAUACCAAAUGCACGCUCACGUCUUGAUCUUCGUCUUUGGCCUGCAAGGCCCAUCUCUCUGCGUGCGUGCUCUUCUGGCUCAUGCUUCUGUUGGCCUUUUCAAAUCCUUGCGAGCGCUCUCAGUCAACGGUAGGCCCCAUAGUAGGGGUAUGAAGUGCGACGGGCCUAAUGUAUUCGCGUUAUGAACAGGCCGCAAUGCCCAGCUUUUUGAGCGGAGAU